Messenger RNA from Cetraspora pellucida, 228 nucleotides. The record is from the annotation of a GenBank genome assembly. NCBI's taxonomy places the organism in Eukaryota, Fungi, Glomeromycota, Glomeromycetes, Diversisporales, Gigasporaceae.
GAUUAAGAUAUCAAAAUACAAAUUUUAAAUCUUUUCAUUAUUAUUUACCAGUACUUGAAGUUGCUGUAUCAACAAAACAACUUCCUUGUAGAUAUUCUACUAAAAAAAUUCCUUCUUUAAUUAAUUGUGAUUUAUAUAAUACUUCUUUAAAAAAUCAUUAUAAAGCAGAAGUUUUUAUUUGUGAAUAUGGAUAUUAUAUAAUAUGUUAUAAUGCUAUGGAAGAAAAAU